Molecule: messenger RNA, 1116 nt
Organism: Heterobilharzia americana
Lineage: Eukaryota; Metazoa; Platyhelminthes; Trematoda; Strigeidida; Schistosomatidae
Source: the annotation of a GenBank genome assembly
AUGAGGCGUGGGGAAGGCCCAAAGGUGGAGUUACGGUUCCUUAUAUCCACCAAAGCAGCAGGUGUUAUAAUAGGCAAAGGGGGUGAAAAUAUUAAAAAGAUUCGUGAGGAGUACUCCGUUAAAGUUACCAUUCCCGAUAGCAACGGUCCUGAGAGGGUCCUGGUUUUGGAUGGUGAUCUCGGAUCAAUCGUCGAAAUAUUCAGAGAAAAUCUUGAAAAGAUGCAAAAUAGUCGGGAGGAUGGUGUUGACCUGCGCCUACUUGUGCACCACAGUCAAGCUGGAUGUGUUAUUGGAAGAGGCGGUUAUAAAAUAAAAGAACUCCGCGAACAAUCAGGUCUUCAUACCCUCAAAGUAUAUCAAAUGCUGUGCCCUUGUUCGACUGACAGAGUAAUCCAGUUAGUUGGAGAUGUGGGGAAAGUCAUAAAUUGUUUGCAAUCUAUAGCUGAACUCCUAGAAGGUGCUCCGCCUAAAGGAUCUCGUCAGAAUUACGAUGCACGGAAUGUAGAUGAAACUACCUCUCCCGAGUAUGGAGGUUGGGGUUUAAACAGCCAAGGCUCUGGUCUUAAUCUUGUUCGUAGUAGAAAUGUCGCCAACGCGAACUACACCCAAAACAAUAUACUCGCAACCGGAAUUUUCGGUGGUGGUGCUUCUGGAGCACAUGUUGCUGGACGCGGUGGUGGACAGGCAGCCUCUGUUAAUCAAGCACUAACUGGAGGUCUCCCUCACGCAUCAGCUGCCGCGAUGCUUGCUGCAACCGGUGGUCAAACAGCAGGCGGACCAAACGCAGGUCCCGGAGGAGACGCUGCUGCAACUGCUGCAGCCAUGGUGGCUGCAGGGUUUAUGAGAGGCUUACCCAACCGCAUGGCAAUGAGUAUUUUGACUCCGACUACAAGUACUCAGGUUUCUGUUAGCAACAAGAUGAUUGGUGCCAUCAUGGGUCGAUCUGGUUGUCGCAUAAACCAAGUUCGUCAUGAGUCAAAUGCCGAUAUAAAAAUAAGUAAACAAGAACCCGGUGUUGAAGAUCGUAUAAUUACGAUUACGGGCACUCCUGAACAAAUCCAAAACGCUCAGUUCCUUCUCCAGAUGUGCGUUAAACGAUAUGGUGAUCAAAUGUGA